UAUUAUUAGCUUGUCAAAACAUGGCUGCGUUCUGAAAACAGACGAUUUUAUUUUAAAAUUGGAUUGAAUAGAAACAAAACAAAAAUGUCUAAAUCUAUAACAGUAAGGGUUCAGUCUGCAGAACAUGGGACACGAAGAUUUGAAACAAAGACUUCUGAAACUGUUGCCGAUUUUCUGAAUAAAAUCCAGCACGAUUUUGAGUUGGGCGAUUUGGGAUGGAAUCUCUACCAACAACGAAAUAAAACAGGCGUCAUCAGAACUUCAAGAUCUAAAAAAAUGGAUAGUUACAAAGUAAAACAUGGUGAUAUGCUUUAUUUGAUGAUUGAUGACAAAAAUAGUAAAAGUCGAGACGACCUCUCACAGAAAAUGGAAACCGAAAAUGGAAGUGUGAUGUCAGAAUUGAAAAUAGGAAAUGCUUCGUCAUCUAACGAUGUUUUGGAUGAGGUGGAUAUAAUAUUGGAAAAAACGGAUGGAAAAAUUUACAGAAAAAGAAAUGAACAGCUGUGUCGUCAUGGUCCCCAGGGAAAGUGCCUUCACUGUGUGCCGUUAGAGCCCUAUGAUGAAGAAUUUCUUAAGAGUUGUGAUCCACCAAUCAAAUUUCUGUCCUUUCAUUCAUACAUUCGUAAACUAACAGGCGGCAUUGAUAAAGGAAAGUUUGUAAACCUAGAGAACAUCAGUUGUAAGAUAAAAUCUGGAUGUAAAGAACACCCUCCAUGGCCAGGCGGAAUAUGCACAAAAUGUCAACCAAAUGCUGUCACUUUAAAACGUCAGACAUAUCGCCAUGUUGAUAACAUAAUGUUUGAAAAUGCCUCCAUUGCCGAUCGCUUUUUAAAUUUUUGGAGAAGUACAGGAAACCAGCACUGUGGCAUACUUUAUGGAAGAUAUGAACCGUUCAAAGAUACCCCACUUGGGAUUAAGGCGACUAUUACUGCCAUCUAUGAACCACCACAAAAAUCGUCUAGGAACAAAAUUGAAUUAUUGGAAGAUAACAAUGAUACUGUCAAUGCUGUAGCUGAGAAAUUAGGAUUAAAAGCAAUUGGUUGGAUUUUUACAGAUUUAGUAGCCGAAUGCUUGCAACAAGGCACAGUGAAAAAUUUUCGCGGAAAAGUAGACUCUCAUUUUUUAAGUGCGGAAGAAUGCAUAAUGGCUGGUCAUUUUCAAAAUCGCUACCCUAAUCCUUGUCCUACCAAUCUGUCAUCUGAUGGACAUUUUGGUUCUAAAUUUGUGACUGUAAUUGUUACCGGUGAUAGUAAUAAUCAGAUCCAUUUUGAAGGUUAUCAAGUAUCUAAUCAGUGCAUGGCUUUAGUACGAGAUGAUUGCUUGAUCCCUACAAAAGAUGUCCCAGAACUUGGAUAUGUUAAAGAAUCCAGCAACGAGCAGUACGUCCCAGAUGUUUUCUUCAAGGAUAAGGAUAAUUAUGGUAAUGAAGUGACACAAUUGGCCAGGCCUCUCCCUGUAGAAUAUCUUCUAGUCGAAAUUCCUGCAGCUUUCCCUGUUGAACCUCAAUUUACAUUUCGCGUUACUGAAGACAUCAAACCAUUUGUGAUUGAGAACCGAGAGGAGGUUGGAGAUGUUCAGGAUUUCAACGCUUUAGUUCAGCAUUUACGACAGUUUGCACCAGAUAAAUUCUUAGAUGCAAUGUCAGAUUUCCACCUGCUGAUUUACCUCGCUAAGACAGAAAUGUUGCCACUGCGCGAAAAAAUGGGGAUGCUGCUGGAAGCUGUAAAAAACAAGGAUGAAGAUAUGGCACAUCAUUUUAUGAAAACAGAAGAAUGGGCGACGGUGGAACAAAUGAUGUCAGCACAUAGUCCUUCAGUCCCAUCCUUACAACAGCAAUCUUACAAUGGAUCUGGUGCUAUGGCAGCUCAACCACAAGGUGGCACCUCAGAACCAUGGACAUGUGCACAUUGUACAUUCAUCAACCAAGCGGGAUUUUCUACAUGUGACAUGUGCUCAUUGCCUAGACAAUAAUCAUAAAAUGAAUAAAUGAAAAUAAAUCUCUUUUGUAAAUUUUUCCAGAUGUACGAAAGUUAAAAGGGACUGGUUUUUCAAGACUUUUGAAUAAGAGGACAAUUUUGUAGACUCAAAACAAUCUGCUGUCAGUAAACUCCAAUUACUUUUGAAUUGAGAGUUGUUGGUCAGUUAUAAAUUUGAAGUAGAUAAUGUUUUAUGUCACAUAGUUUCAUGCCAUAUUCCUCAAUAUUGUUUAUCUCUUUUUCCAGUUAUGUAGUAUUUUGUUGGUAAUAUUUACCAGUCUUAAUUGGCAGUGAAAUUGACCAGCUGGAAAAACCUGUCAAGUAAUAGAAAUUUCCAAGAAUUUGAUCUAAAAACAUAAUAAAUACAGAUAAAUUUAAAGUUUUCUUUUAUUCUGAAAACACUUAAGAAUUGAUUUCUAAAUUAAGAUAAUGCUAAAACUGGUAGCCUCUCAAAUUUCCAAGAUAGAAACCUGGAUAAAACACUUAUUUGUCCAGAUUUUGCAACCUUAAUCCUUAUGCAAAACACCAUACAAUCUGACUGGUUAUUACUCAUGCCAAUUUGAAAGUUGCCAAAAAAUAGAUGAUAGAAGUAUUUUGAAAAUACAGAAUGGUAUGGAUUAGUCCUUGUAGUAAACUGUCAGGAGUGGUUCAUCACAUUGAACAGUUGUUCUAAUGAAAAUAUAACAAAAAAUAUAUAGAGGAUAUUUGUUGUUUUAGAGUGAAUAACAUAUUUUAUUUCAUCGAGAAGCAAGAAAACGUAUAUUUUCACGAAUGCUACGCAUUCGUGAAAAUAUAAACGUUUUCUUGCUUAGAGAUGAAAUAAAAUAUGUUAUUCACGACAAAACGACAAAUGUUCUAUUUAUUUUAUGAUUUUUCAAUCAUUUUAGCUAAAAACAACAUGGACUACUUUGUCCGCUUCUAGCCAGUGGAAUAACACUUUUAUUUCACUGAUAAAACACGGUAUUCCACUACUGAUCAUAAAAUAAAUUAUCAUAUCCUAAGGUGACCUGUAACAGAUAUCAUUUCUUCUAUGUGAAUUAGAGAAAUGGGAAGAAUUUGAUUAAACAAUUGAACGAAUUGUUAUUAAUAUUAUUUAUAAAAUUUUUGAUUAAAAUUAAUGCUUCUGUUGACGACUUUGCUAAGUUUUAUCACUGAAACAAAUGGUUUGUAUGUAUUUAUUUUUCAAUGAAUGUAUAAAAUGAUAUUAUGUGUACAUGUACAGCUAAUUCAUUUUUAAGCAAUACACAGUGUGAGAAAA
Messenger RNA from Patella vulgata (common limpet), 3234 nucleotides. Its product is annotated as nuclear protein localization protein 4 homolog. The transcript has a single exon. The coding region runs from base 85 to 1971 and encodes 628 amino acids. Gene Ontology annotation, molecular function: ubiquitin protein ligase binding; ubiquitin binding. The record is from RefSeq and is a predicted model, not a curated record. Gene Ontology annotation, cellular component: nucleus. Gene Ontology annotation, biological process: ubiquitin-dependent protein catabolic process. NCBI's taxonomy places the organism in Eukaryota, Metazoa, Mollusca, Gastropoda, Patellidae.